Molecule: messenger RNA, 4944 nt
Organism: Leptidea sinapis
Lineage: Eukaryota; Metazoa; Arthropoda; Insecta; Lepidoptera; Pieridae
Gene: Galphaq
Product: guanine nucleotide-binding protein G(q) subunit alpha
Exons: 10
Coding region: 366-1466 (366 amino acids)
Biological process (GO): phospholipase C-activating dopamine receptor signaling pathway; adenylate cyclase-modulating G protein-coupled receptor signaling pathway
Cellular component (GO): heterotrimeric G-protein complex
Molecular function (GO): GTPase activity; G-protein beta/gamma-subunit complex binding; guanyl nucleotide binding
Source: RefSeq, a predicted model, not a curated record
AGCACCACCUAAUUUUUCUCAUUUUAUGACACACCUAAAUUAUACUGCAUUUUAACAUUAUUUAUUAAAAUAUUCUUAUUGGAUUAUAAAUAUUUUGAAUAGAUAUUUUAUAAUUUUUAUAUUCUAAGGCUGUCACGACGCACGCGCAGUAGUUACAUUGCCUAAAAUCUCCCAGCGCCAUAUUGAGAGGCGGACGUUGUAUGACUUGAGUGUAAAACCGUGGUUAGUGCAAUAAAUUGAAGUGAAAGACUUGAUCGUGCCCUAUGGAUAUAUAUUUGGGAGUGGUGUGCCUCGGUUGAAAGGCCUGCCGAAAGGACAGGGCUGCCCGCGCGAGGACGAGUUACGACCCUCCACUCUGAAGAAACAUGGAGUGCUGCAUGUCAGAAGAAGCCAAAGAACAGAAAAGAAUCAAUCAAGAAAUAGAGAGGCAACUUCGAAAGGACAAACGAGAUGCCAGGAGGGAGCUCAAAUUGUUGCUGCUCGGUACUGGCGAGUCGGGCAAGUCUACAUUCAUCAAGCAGAUGAGAAUCAUUCACGGGUCGGGCUACAGCGACGAGGACAAACGCGGUUUUAUCAAACUGGUGUACCAGAACAUCUUCAUGGCAAUGCAGAGUAUGAUAAGAGCUAUGGAUCUACUCAAAAUACAGUAUGGAAAUCCGUCCAAUGCAGAACAGGCGGAGUUAAUUUCUGCAAUCGACUUUGAAAGUGUGACAACGUUUGAGAGUCCGUACGUGGAGGCUAUCAAGGGACUGUGGGCCGACGCCGGCAUUCAGGAGUGCUACGAUCGUAGGCGAGAGUACCAACUAACAGAUUCGGCGAAAUAUUACUUGCAGGAGAUCGAUCGUGUCGCGGCACCAAAUUACUUACCGACAGAACAAGACAUACUGCGCGUGAGAGUGCCCACAACGGGCAUCAUUGAAUACCCAUUUGACCUGGAAGAGAUAAGAUUUAGAUUUCUAGGACGGGUUUGGAAAUUUUGUCUGUCAUUUAGGAUGGUGGACGUCGGUGGACAAAGAUCCGAAAGAAGGAAGUGGAUCCAUUGUUUUGAAAAUGUCACAUCCAUCAUAUUCUUAGUAGCUCUUAGUGAAUAUGAUCAAAUUCUAUUCGAGUCUGAAAAUGAGAACCGAAUGGAAGAGUCAAAGGCAUUGUUCAAGACGAUCAUCACAUACCCGUGGUUCCAGCACUCGUCGGUAAUUCUGUUCCUCAACAAAAAGGAUUUGCUAGAAGAGAAGAUCAUGUAUUCACAUCUGGUAGACUAUUUUCCGGAGUACGAAGGCCCACAACGCGACGCAACGGGAGCGCGCGAAUUCAUCCUGCGAAUGUUCGUCGACCUGAACCCGGACGCCGAGAAGAUUAUUUAUUCCCAUUUCACUUGUGCGACGGACACCGAGAAUAUUCGGUUCGUAUUCGCCGCCGUGAAAGACACCAUCCUACAGUCCAACCUGAAGGAGUACAACCUCGUGUAGGUGACGCCGGGCCAGCCGACACCGAUCUGUGAUCACUCCAUGGCGGAAUGUGUACUGUAUCCACGAACUGAGCUCGCUCGACCGAUGGACGUUGUUCACCUUAAGGUUAUGAGAAGUAAGGUUUAGAUUGUAAGGCGUACAGGCCGGCCCCGGGUCGUCCCGGGAUCUUUUUGACAUGUUUUUUUAUGAUGAGGUAAUCCACAGUUUAUGUAUGUGUCUAUAUUGAUGAAUAUUGUGCAUUUUAUAUUAGCUCGCGGGCGACCACGAACGCGGGCUGCUUUUAGUCAUUGUUUUAAGAUUUUUGUAAAGUUUGUUGCCAUAAUAUACAACUACAUUAGUAUACAAUUACGUCCAGAGGAAUGGAUUUGAACAAACUAGUCCAAGAUGCGGGUCGGUGGCUGGCCUCGUGCGGUUCAACUAUUUCUAUGACGUUUAGUGAAAGCAAACCGAGCCAGGUAAGAUGUUCUUGUGACCGGCUUCGGUUCAGCCGAAUAGCCUCUUCCGACGCGAUGUCUCUUUGUAGCCUAUGGCCUGGCUCGACCUUCCCUUGAACAAUUUUAAUGUUAUAAACUGAAAUGUAGUUGCGAGGUGAUAUUGUCAUUGGAAGUCAUAAUGGACUGCUAUCGGAGACCGCCACUAACCUAUAAAGUUCAAAUGAUUUACAAAUUUUAUUUAUUUAUUAUUAAUUUUUAUAUUGGCACAUUAGAUGAGUUAAUUUAUUGUGUAAUAAAAUAAAUAUAAAUCUGCAAUUGAUAAUUUUCGUAUAUUGUAUAAUAUUUGUAGCUAAUUAUUAUCAUGUAUGGGAAUGCGUCGAGGGUCCCCGACGGUGACUUGAUACCGGUGUUCUUCACCACAAACCGGUUUGUUAUAUGUGGACUAUUUAUUAUUAUUAUUUUUAUCUUAUGUUUUGAUUAUUGGGUGUGUUACAAUUGUGUACAUUAAUGUAUAUUUUUAAAAUAUUUCUACAGGAUUGACUCGACCCAAGCUCAGAUGUUUACAAAUUAACCUAAAUAUUGUGUCCGGUAUCCAGUUUUCGUUCGGGGGCCUGCUGCGCCCUAAACACAUAACAACAUACCUACGUUAGUUAUAUAAGGACAUUUUUAAAUGCAUUUGAUAAAAACCUUUUUUACUAGAAACCCAAUUAAUAACGAUAAAGCGAAAUGUGACAUGUGUUAAAUUUUAAAAUGAUGUUUUUGCACGGAAGCUUGCAACAGUAUGUAAUAUAUUGUACAUUUGGGUUUAAAUGUGCUGAGUGGAAUGAGCUACCGACAGUGCUAUCAGCCAGUUUUUGCUAUUGGCACGCCCGUGUCUACCGACAGUGCGUCAGCGACUAUGUUUUGUCUAGUGUGACAUUGACAGCUAUGAAGCGCCCCUGGCGGCCACUAAGGGAACUGACGCGUGUACGACUGGGACGCUCGCGGUAGACGAAUGAAGCCCAAACUAUGCGAACACUUACAUUGUUUUGUUUCUUCCAUAUUUAAGAGUAUUUUAGUUAUGCUUAAUUAAGUGUGCUGUUUCGUGUCUAUGAUUAGUUAUUUUACGUAUAGUAAGCAAACAGAGAUUCUAUUUUGAUCAUGUAACUUAUUCGUAUUAACUUAUUUGUUGUUUUGACUUCCUGUGUGUAACUCUCGGUACUCCGCGAUACCUAGCACAGUCAAUAGCAAAACUGAUUGCUUCGUACAAAGUAACAGCUGUCCUGAAUGCUCAAAAUGUGAAUUUGGAACUUAGCGCACAAACGGUAUCGUACCUCGUACCCAAACUAAUGUCUGUACAUAGGGAAUUAUAAUUUGUGCAAUCUUACAGCGAGGUAUUUAUUUUAAUUCGGCGUUUCGGUUUAUAACUCGCGCCGGCGGCGUGCCAACAUUUCGCGGCCAUGUUAUGAUUUGCUUAGAUUUUUUAUGAAAUUGUUAUUUUACCUAGAUGUAAUUCAAAGUGUUUAUUGUAGAGGGCAGAUCGCUCGUGACGUCGAUUUGAAAUGACUGUGCGUUUAACCAAAGAACAUUUUUAUGAAAUUUAUUGUCUUAACAUUGAUUUGCAGUCGUCUUGAAUGACGCCGCGGGCGGCCCCGAUCACAUCUCACUUUUUCACUCGUUAUAAGUAUGUAUUCAAUGGUUGUUAAAUAAUUUUAUUCAUGUACACGUACUUUAACCCGAGGACCAAUUCUAUGUGUAUACUUAAAUCACUGUCAUUGAAUCGAAUCGAAUAGUUUGUUUCUUUUGUUAUUAUUUACGUGCAAUACUAAGUGCAAUCAAUCGUCAGAAUAUGUUCUCGAAAAUAAACUUACCUGGAAGAUUUCAUCCGUGUAUAUUAUUAUGUCUUGAUUUAAAUAUAUUAUUAUUAAGAGUACCGUAAUAUUUUAUAAUGUGCAAUUCGGAAUAUAAUUGGACGUAAUUCCAGAGAAAACAAACAAUCAUGUCGAAAUUGAGUUAAGAACACAAAACUGGUCACGUGAUUCAUAUUAACGGACUGACAAAAAAAGGAUGCCUUACUGUCACUCUUUCAAUGAUAUCAUAACUUGGUAUGGAAUACACUAAUGUUUAAUAAACUUUAAUCACGAAUUCCUUAAAAUGUGAUGUUUGUGACUUGGAACGUUUUUAGGAACUACAUCCAAUUAUAGGACUUUAUUUGCUUAAUGCACAAAUAUUUUAACAUGUCAAGUGACCUGUUUAUGCCAUAGGCGAUGCGCACGCCGCAACAAGUGAACAGUGAAGAGCACAAAAUAUGUUGAACUAUUAGGUAUGUUGUCGCCGAGUUACCUCUGAACGACCACGUUAGCUUUAUUUAUACAUAUUAUGAUUAUACAGAACGGUUUGUUUAUAGUUAUUUAUGCAACUGUUGUGCAAUAAGGGGUAUUAAAACGCGAAUGUGGUAAUAGUAUCAAAUGAGUGUUUUAAUAGCUAAUUAUCAAUAGUUGCAUACAAGAAUUUAUCUACACCCCUAAUAUGAAUCCUCUACAAAAGAUUCUGAAACCGUUAGCUUAAUGCUAACAUUAAAAAAGCCAGUCCUAGUAACCAUUACAUCAUCCAAACGAGUGUUGUAAUGUUGUACUGAAUUUCAUUACAACACUCGUUUGGUUGAUGUUAGUGGUUAUUAGGGCAUUGGGUGUUUUAAUGUUGGCAUUAAGCUAACUGUUUUAGAAUCUUUAAUAGAGGAUUUAUAGCAUGGGUGUAGAUAAAAUAAUGUUAUAGCUUUAUUAUUGAUGUCGGUAAAUGUUGGCACGCGGCCGGAAGUCGGACCAAACGCCAUCUUCCUUUCACGUUUGGACUGAAUUUCAUAUACUGGUGUGAUUUUAUUUUACGAUUGGACGAUGUCUACAUAUAUAUCUAAAAUAUUGCUAAAACUUUACUAUAGUCUAACGUUGCUUUACCUUUUUGCGUGAGAUUGUGAGAAUUUUAGCUUAAGUUUGGACUGAAGAUGGAUGCCUGUAUGUAAUAUUGUAAAUUAUAAUUUCUCAUAAAAUAUAAUUUUUUUUCAGCUA